Messenger RNA from Caenorhabditis sp. 36 PRJEB53466, 9280 nucleotides. NCBI's taxonomy places the organism in Eukaryota, Metazoa, Nematoda, Chromadorea, Rhabditida, Rhabditidae. The record is from the annotation of a GenBank genome assembly.
AUGAUGUGCCAAGGAUAUUGUACGGGCAAGAAGGAAAGAAAGGCCGUUUGGAGGGAUAUCUAUAGGAAAAAUAUGAGAUUUUUGGAUUUUGUGUCUAAAAAGCCCUAAAAUGUUUGUGUGGAAGUAGUGUCAAAUAUCACGCACAUGUCACCCGCAUUUCACACCGUUUAUCUCCUCGCAUUUCAUUUCUGCCCGCUCGCAUCCUCCAUAACAAUAAUCGUGCGCCUUUUUCGCGCAAACGCACAAUAUAAUUAGCCGCGUGGGGUGGGUCCUGAGCGAAUCGGAUCCGGGCAGGGCUCCAUCAUCAUAAUGGUAAUUAUGAUGGAGCUAUUAGCAACCGGAUAAUAUUCAUUCGCAUUUUACGGAUGAAUGAAUAGAAAUGGAUGGAUUGUGGACGAAAAUUGGAUGGAAUACAACUAUUUUUGCAGGUGCUGCGCUACUGUGAAUCUCUGCACGCACGAUGGAAUCUUCAGGAGAUCCGCGCCAUUUUCCUCCGCCGAUAUUUGCUCCAAAACACGGCGCUCGAACUGUUUUUGGCGUCGAGAAGUACGAUGCUUCCAAUGUUCCUAGAAAUUUAACCAUCCUCUUGCAGCCGCCAUCAUGUUCGCAUUCGAAUCGGAACUCGUCGUCAAAAAUGUCGUCUAUCAAUUGCCGAGAGUCGGAGUUGGUACGUGUAGCGGCUGAAAAACAAUUAUAGACAAAAACACAUGAUUGCAGGCGUCAAAUACGGACUGCCACAAUCGCGUAAAACGUCGUUAAUGACGCCGCGGCAACUGUUCAAGCACUCGGACAUGUGCACGAAAUGGCAGAAACGGGAAAUCUCGAAUUUCGACUACCUCAUGUUCCUGAAUACGGUCGCCGGACGGACGUUCAACGAUCUGAGCCAGUAUCCGGUGUUCCCGUGGAUUCUCACCAACUACACCUCGGAUACACUGGAUUUGGCGAUCCCCGGCAAUUUUAGGGAUUUGUCAAAGGUACGGCGGAGCGUUAAACGGGUUGGUUGGCAACGUCACUUUUCUUGCAGCCAAUCGGAGCGCUGAGCGAGGCGCGUCGCAAGUUUUUCAACGACCGCUACACAAGUUGGGACGACGACGAAGUGCCGGCAUUCCACUACGGAACACACUAUUCGACGCCCGCAUUCACGCUCAACUGGCUCCUCAGAGUGGUAUUCGAUUUUUAGACGCGUUCAAAUUCAAAUUCAAAUUCAAAAAAAAAAAAAAAAAACCGAAUUGUAGGAGCCGUUCUCGUCGAUGUUCAUCAACCUGCACGACGGCAAAUUCGACCAUCCCGACCGGAUCACGCACUCGCUCAAGGACAGUUGGGAGCGGUGCCAACGCGACUCGCACGACGUGAAAGAGCUGAUUCCGGAGCUGUUCUACCUGCCCGAAAUGUUCCGCAACUCGUCGAAAUUCAAUCUGGGCCGCCGCGCCGACGGAACGCCCGUCGAUGACGUCGUUCUGCCGCCGUGGGCCGAGUCUCCCGAGCAUUUUGUGCUCAUGCACCGACAGGCGCUCGAGUCGGAUCUAGUUUCGUGCCAGCUCAACCAGUGGAUCGACCUCAUCUUCGGAUAUAAACAGCGGGGCGCCGAGGCGGUCCGCGCCACCAACGUAUUCUAUCACCUGACCUACGAGGGAACGGUCACCCCGAAAAUGGCGGAGAGUCCCGGACAGAAAGCGGCGAUCGAACAGCAAAUCUCCUCGUUCGGGCAGACGCCGUCGCAGUUGCUCGCCGAGGCGCACCCGCCCAGACACUCUAUUAUGAGCGUCGCACCGGCCAUUUUUAGGUACAGUGAUUUUUAAUGGAUUUGUUUUUGUAUGAGACGUUCAAUGGACUAUUGUGGAUUUGAAAUCUUUCCACUGCUUCCCAAGUUUCUUGAAUUUUCUAGGCAAAAAGUCCGCCCAGGCGUUAUGAAGGCCUGGACUUUUGGACCGCUUGCAAUAAUCCGAUCGGACCGAACUUUACAGGCGUUGUGGGGAGUUGGAUUAACGUAUAUUGAGUAGUCUUUCUGGACCCAUUUAUUGACUUAUCACACGCGUGGGAUGUUUUUGAUUUCAUAUUGAUUCCAUCCGUGUUUUAUUACAUAAAGUAUAUUGGGUCCACGUCUCUGACCGAUCCGGAUCAUCUGGUCCGGAGAUAUACAGGUCGCAUGCCGGAAACUUUCGCAAAAACUCGACUUUUUCGACCUCAAACCAGUAUAUCUCAGUCUGAAACUGGGACUCAAUAGACUUCAAUCCAAUUCCACAAAGCCUGCAAAGCUUGAGUCUGAUCGGAUUAUUGCAAGUGGAAAAAACAUGGGCCGAAUUCUGCCGAGCCCUGGUAGCAAGUAAAUUCUCAAAUGAAACACGAUGCAGACGGCACGAAGACGACCUGUGCAUGAUGAUGAAGUACAUUUCGAACAGUCCGGUCGUCUACCUGGCCGCCAAUACUUUCCACCAACUGCCGCAGCCGACCGUCAUCGGAGUGGCCGCCAAUCUUGUGUUCACCCUCAACAAAUGGGACAAUAGCUACAGUUGUGAGUUCAGCAUUCAAAUGUUCUUAAUGGGAAGUACUCACUUUGUUAUAAACCGUUCAGUGCACUCUGCAAACAGGCCGAUUUCGGGCCGCCUUAUAACUCGCCUCGAAUGCAAAGUUGUGGCUUAUGCACAUGUAUUGUGGCGCAGGCCGGCAAAAUGUCGGUCGCAAAAACACAUUUGUAGAACUGAUCGAGAUCUACAAUCUUAUAUAACGCAUUCUCUGUAAGACUCGAGCAAUGAGGGACAUAGGGAAAGAUCUUUGUGUGAACAUGUAUAUGGGGACAAGUGUGACCCAUGUGCACAAUAUUGGGUCCCAGCUCCGGGCUACGGUAGUACGGUAGGUGCUUAAAGGUGGAAAAAUGAAUUUUUUUGAAAAAAAUUUUAGAAAGCUGAAAUUUUUUUUGUGACUUGUAGAUGUGUAGUGCAUACUUUGUGCAAAAUUCGAACACUUUAAAAAAAUUGUUCUCCGAGUUACGAUGAAAAAAUAUCAUUUUUUUGUGAAUUUUUUGAAAAAAUUCAAUUUUAAGGGUCUUAGUAGAAGUUUCCCGCGGACAUGACAUACUAGAAAAAGGUGUAUUUUCAUCUUAGCUUUCGACAAAAAAAAAGUUCGAGUGAUUUGAACUUGCAGCAGAUGUCGAAACGUUCAAAUUUGUGAGUCCGACUCAAUUAAUUUGAUUAGUAAACUUCUGGAUUCCGUAUAAAACUUUAUAAUAACGACUAGAAAUUGGUUAGAAUUGAUUAAAAAUGUAAUCAUUCGUUAUUUGAAAUAAGAAUAACACCUCGAAAGUCGAAAUUUAAAGUCGGGAAGCAAAAAAAAAAAGUUCACUUUGUAAUGCAACUAUUACCUUUCACCACAAAGGUUGCGUCUUUGGAAUCAUUUAAUUUUAUUUGUAUUCACAUUUUCCAUGUUCUCUAUACCCAGUGCAAGUUUUUUUUUGGUUGCAAGUCGUUUUCUUUUUUAUGCUUUCACGAAGGAAACUGUCUUUCAUGCCGUCCAGGCCAUCAUUCUCAAUUAAAAUGUAUUUAUUAGUACUCACAACUACAAAGUUGGAGAAAUAUUUUCGGUCACCAAGAUUGCAGUUGAGCGUUUUUUGAUAUCUCUGUCCGUUCACGAGUUAUGGUCGUUUCCGAGUGAUCACUCCUAAACUGAUAUUAUCGCAUUCAAGGAGGGGUCCUAACAUUUUGGUCUCAACAUGAAAAAUGUUCAAAAAGAUGCUAAAUAUUGAACGCCGUUGAGUCAGUGUAGAUCCGAUUUUUCUCAAUUUUUUUUACGUUGCAUGGUUGUUUUGGAUCCACUUUUCACUAAAGGGAAAGUUAGUCAGAAAACAAACUUUUGCCGAACAGAACGUAAGAAAUUUGAGAAAAAUCGGAUCAACAUAGACUCAACGGCGUUUGAUAUUUAGCAUCUUUUUGAACAUAUUUUAUGUUGAGACCAAAAUGUUAGGACCCCUCCUUAAAUGCGAUAAUAUCAGUUUAGGAGUGAUCACUCGGAAACGACCAUAACUCGUGAACGGACAGAGAUAUCAAAAAAACGCUCAACUGCAAUCUUGGUGACCGAAAAAUAUUUCUCCAACUUUGUAGUUGUGAGUACUAAUAAAUACAUUUUUAAUUGAGAAUGAUGGCCUGACGGCAUGAAAGACAGUUUCCUUCGUGAAAGCAUAAAAAAAGAAAAACGACUUGCAACCAAAAAAACUUGCACUGGGUAUAGAGAACAUGGAAAAUGUGAAUACAAAUAAAAUUAAAUGAUUCCAAAGACGCAACCUUUGUGGUGAAAGGUAAUAGUUGCAUUACAAAGUGAACUUUUUUUUUUUGCUUCCCGACUUUAAAUUUCGACUUUCGAGGUGUUAUUCUUAUUUCAAAUAACGAAUGAUUACAUUUUUUUAAUCAAUUCUAACCAAUUUCUAGUCGUUAUUAUAAAGUUUUUAUACGGAAUCCAGAAGUUUACUAAUCAAAUUAAUUGAGUCGGACUCACAAAUUUGAACGUUUCGACAUCUGCUGCAAGUUCAAAUCACUCGAACUUUUUUGUCGAAAGCUAAGAUGAAAAAUACACCUUUUUUUCUAGUAUGUCAUGUCCGCGGGAAACUUCUACUAAGACCCUUAAAAUUGAAUUUUUUCAAAAAAUUCACAAAAAAAUGAUAUUUUUUCAUCGUAACUCGGAGAAAAUUUUUUUUAAGUGUUCGCAUUUUGCACAAAGUAUGCACUACACAUCUACAAGUCACAAAAAAAAUUUCAGCUUUCUACGAUUUUUUUCAAAAAAAUUCAUUUUUCCACCUUUAAGCACCUACCGUACUACCGUAGCCCGGAGCUGGGACCCAAUAUUGUGCACAUGGGUCACACUUGUCCCCAUAUACAUGCCCAUAAAAUUUCUAAGCUCUGCCUUCUCUACGGGCCCUAUGUCCACACUCACUGUGACCAUGCUCGUGUCUUACAGAUAAUGCGUUAUAUCUUGUUCCACUCACAACUUUGCAUUUGAAGCGAGUUAUCAGCCGGUGUUUCCCGGAAAUUUUUUUUUUUUUGGGAGGAAAACGGAAACCGGUAUACCAUACAUAGGGGGCGCAACAAAGGGGGCGUGGCCUGACGAAUUUUCUCCCGAUUUUCGCGCGCGCGUGUUUGACGGUCUGUACCGAGGUCCCCAAAUGAAUUACCAUACCCAAAAAGUUUAACUUUAUGUAAUCGACCAUGCUGAAUCCAAUGAACAACUCCAUUUCACGUGAGAACGUACCGUUCUCUUGAAAAACCGCGAAAACGAACAUGGAAGUCAGUCUGAGAGCCUGUGUGGCCAAGUUUAUGGCUACACGCGCCUACUUUUAACUGUUUCCGACAGUUUAAGGGAUGGGGAAUCCGUUUUUGAAGUCAGAUUCGGGCUCCCUAGUACCCGAAAGUUUUUACAGAUCCUCAAACUGCCAGAAAAGUUAGCGGAAAAUUUUCAGCGAUGACCAUACUUUUUUAUUUUUGGAAUCCAUAGAUAAAGUCAAUGGGAACCCAAAUAUAAAUUUUCAGAGCUCUAGACCCACUAGGACCAGAUUUGUGCUCGUUUGAGUAGGGCCCAAUCGGCCGAAAUUGUAGUUUUCGGGAGAUUUGAGGGUCACAGGUACCUUACACGCGGCUAAUUUUUACAGAAUCGGAUUCAGCAUCAAAUUUCCGACCGAUCCAUGUUAAACUUUCUCCUCUACCUAGUACCCGAAAAAAGUUACAGUCAGUUAUGUUAUGGAUUUCAGCCCGCAAAGGCACUAAUUUCGCAGCUGGAAAGGGCCGCGCACAGCGAGCUUCUCUACGCCAAUGGCGGUGGCGCGCCUCCGCCCGGUUGGCGCAGUGGCAAAGUGAUCGCUCGGCAGUCUGGAGGUGCCGGGUUCAAAACUUUUGUCCUCGAAAGUUGUUUAGCUUUUUAAGAACAUCAUGUAUGUUCAUUUUUUUGUUGCAUAUUUGGCUUGGUCCGUCAGAAAAGGACAAAAACCGCGCGCGGCGCACUUGCUGGCGAAGCUCCGCCCCCUCCUCGACCGCCGACCGGGGAGAAAACAGGCCAACUUUGAAGGGGUGUAACUCGGGAUGUACCGAAAAUUUUCGAGAAAAAAGUUGGGAGCGUACUCAUAUAGAGUAGGGGAACACAUUCCAACAAGAAUUUUGUGGAAAUUCGGAGUUUUGCGAAACCCGUUGCGGUACCUAACCAUACAGCUAUGCGAUAUAAUAGCCGAAGAGAUUUCUGAAGGCUCCCUGCUGAAGUCUAAAUUUGUUAAUUUAACAUCGUUCACUCAUUUUCUCUCCUAUUUGCAGACGGCGCGAGCCAACGAAGUGCCCUGUCGAUGGAUCCGUCGAAUGCGGAGGGUCAAGUGUCGCUGCCUCUGACCGCAGACCCCCAAUUGGCGACCGCUUCCUCGGCCACACCGCCCGUCCGCCGACACCUCGGCGACGCGUUCGACCAGCGGCUCACCGUACAAUGCUCGAAUUUUGUGACGACCACCGACAGCAAGUUCAUUUUCGCGUGCGGAUAUCCCGACUACAGCUUCCGCAUUGUCGACACUGAUUCGGGUUAGACGUUUUUUGAAUAAAACAAAUUGCCUCAAGCUGUUUUUCAGGACGAGUGCGUCAAGCGGUUUACGGUCACGGAGACGUGGUCACGUGCAUCGCGCGCAGCGAGACGAGCCUGUUUAGUGAUUGCUACGUGGUGACGGGCAGUAUGGACUGUACGGUCGUACUUUGGCACUGGAACGGAACUGUACGGCCUUUUUAUGUUGUUUAACGAUUUAGUAAAUUGAUCGAUGACAUUAUUUCGUUUCGAAAUGGGAAAUCACAAAGAAAAACCGUUUUUUUUAAAUGCAUUUUGUUUGCAGACGGGCUUCAUCGCGGGCGAGUACAACCAGCCGGGCGAAGUGCCCUCGCCGCGCUCGAUCCUGACGGGCCACGAGGCGUCGAUCUCGGCGCUGUGCGUGUCGGCGGAGCACGGGCUCGUGAUCAGCGGCUGCGAGGACGGCGUCAUCCUCAUCCACACGACUUCGUCCGAUCUGCUUCGACGCAUCAAAGGAACGGGCGCGGUGAGCCAUCUGAGCAUGAGCCGUGAGUGCGUCCUGCUGGCGCUCUUCGACUCGAAACGACUCGUCACCUACUCGGCCACCGCCAGAAAACUCAAUGAAGUACACGUCGAGGAGAAGUACGGUUCUUUUUGGGGGGUUUUAAGCUGGCCUUCUGAAAUUUCGGUUGUUUUCUGGAAUUUUUCGGUUUAAAAAAGUGAUACCCUUCCACAAGUGUUUUUUGCAGGAUCGAAUGCGCGGUGAUCACUCGGGACGGCGAGUUCGCAGUGACGGGAGCGGUGAACGGACGCAUCUCGAUUUGGAGAAUGUUCCCGUUGUGCAAAUUGUACACUUAUCAGGUUGGACAUGCUUUUUUCAAUUUGUUCGUUAUUUUUAUUAAUUUUUCAAAUAUUGCAGCCCCUGAACAGCGCGGUGAGAAGUGUGGCGGUGGUCGCCUCGCACCGUUUCAUCCUCGGAGGACUCGAUUCGGGCGCCAUCGUCGUUUUCAACGCGGACUUCAACCGCUGGCACUACGAGUACAAGAAUCGAUAUGUGCAGACGACGACGAACAAGGCUCAGGCGUCGCCGCAAAAAUGAGACAUUUUUUUGAAUUCUCACUGUUUUCUUUCUAUUGUUCACAGCUUUCCUAUCAAAACACACGGAUCUUUUUCUCCUCAAAAUGGCUCCUAAAACCCUCUAAAUUUCGUGUAAUAAAGUGACUUUUGACUGUGAUUUUUUCGUUGAUCUUCAAGCGGAAUUGCGUUUUUCUCGGUGAAAACAAUGUUUAGUUAAAGGAACAUUCGCCGAAACCGAGCGCCGGGUCUCGCCACGAUUACAGUAAUCGAGCCGACGCCUCGCGCCGCCCUUUUGAUUCUCGUUCAUUUUCGCUGGAUUUCCACGGAUUUUUCAAGUUUUUAUUGGGUAAAGUGUAAAGUUGUUGUGAAUUUCAUAAUAUUCAGGCUAAGAUCUAUCGAGUGAGCCCAUUUUCAAUGAUUAUUUUGCAUUUUUAGGUGAUAAAUUGGCAAAAGUAAAUUUUCCGUCGAAUUCCGGUUGUUUCAUAAGGUUUCACAACAUUGUUGGAUUAACUGACGAUGCUUACUCUUUUUCUUAAUUGUAAAGGUCGAAGCUGUUCAUUCUCUUGCAAAUAUUCGUUUUUAGUGCAAUUUAUACCCAGAAUAUUGUGAAUUCAUACAGUUUUCUGACUUUUAGAUGUCGUUGAGCCGCCUCGCCUCCUCACAGCUCUACUCUCGCGUGUGUGUCGUUGCCCGCGGAGCCGCGACGGCAACCACGACGUCCGACCACAGCGUCAGCUACUUUGAGAAGAUCGCUUACAGAUUCAAAGGCAAAAAUCCAAAAAAAUCGUUAGUUUUACUAUUUUUUGCAGGCAUCCCGCUGCCAACGGAAACCGAGGCUCCGAAAUCGAUGUUCGACGCGUGCAACAAGGAAUGGUCGGCCCCGGAGCUCCUUCCGGCGGUGCCGAAAGAUUUCAAAGAGCAUCCGGACCGCGAUCUCGCCAACUAUCCGUACCCGUCUCGCCCGAUGUACCCGCCAAAGUCGCGUCUUCUGAUGAUGCCCGACUCGUGGUUCACCGCCUUCCAGAGCGUCACCGGCACCUCCGGACCGUAUCUUUUCUUCGGAGGACUCUUUGCGUUCCUCGUCAAUAAGGAAUUGUGGGUGUUCGAGGAGCAGGGACACAUGACCGUCGGAUGGAUUAUUUUCUAUUGGCUCGUCUCCAGAACUGCCGGAUGUACAGUUUUUUCGAAAAAAAAUAAUCGAAAAUUUUCUGUUUUUCCAGACAAAAUCGACGCGGGACUCUACAAGGACUAUCAGGAUCGUGUCGGAUUCUUCAAGGGACUCAUCCAGGAGGAUCUGAAGGAAACUGUCGAGUUCCGCAAAACGUCGGCCCGCCAAACGGAAUCCCUGGCCGCUCUCAAGGAAUCGCUUCCGCUUUCGUUCAAGGAGACGAUGCAUUUGCAAUUGGAGGCCACCUACAGGUAGGCAAACGCGUCCCAUUGCAAAAUUUUCGAAUUCUGGCGGUUUUCUCACUGUUUUUCUUGCAGAAAGAAUGUGCAAACGGUGGCGAGCGAGCUGAAGCGUCGCAUCGAUUACCUGAAAGAGACGGAGGCGACGAAGGCGAGAUUCGAGCGGGAUCAGUUGCUGAAACUGAUCAACGAGAGCGUCGAGAAGCAGGUUUUCCAGAAGGAUUUCCAGGAGAAAUUUCUGCAGAACGCCAUCCAACAGCUUAAGGGAAUCGCCGUUUGA